AUGAGUUCAGCCUACGCGUAUCCAGGUUAUACAAAUGUGUCUACUCCGUCAGAAAGUAUAAUUCCGCAACAGCCGCCAAGGACGUACCGACUUGAGGUAGCUCAACAACCAAUAAGAGCCAGAAUGUGUGGGUUUGGUGAGAAAGACCGGAGACCAAUCGAUCCACCACCUGUAGUUCGUCUUAUCAUGACCACAUCCGAUGGCAAGCCCAUCCCUGAAAGUUCCGUCGAUCCCUCAAUGUUCGUUGUUCAUGCGGGACUGUGGUCCAAUAACCGCAAAGAAGAACGUAGUCUUGUAAUUAACCCAUCUUCUAUACCAACUCAGUCGACAGGGCCUUCCUCAACCGUCAUGUCGCUGAACGGCCCGACUUGUACCCGCAAUCUCAUGGGAUCGUUGACUUCGUCGGCGUACACUCUUACUAACCAGCACGGUCAGCAAGGGAUUUACUUUGUAUUCCAAGAUCUUUCCGUAAGAACUGAGGGUACUUUUACCCUAAAAUUUCAAUUUGCUGACAUCAGUCAGUUGGUGAAACGUGGAGGACCUCAAAGUCAGGUCCGUGUCGAGGCUGAAGUUUAUAGCGAAUCCUUCACUGUCUACUCUGCAAAGAAAUUUCCCGGCAUGACCGAGUCAACAGAACUUUCAAAAGCGUUUGCCAAACAAGGAAUAAAAAUUCCUAUUCGUAAAGAAACCAGGUAUCGUAGGCCUCAUGAUGAUGUACGCCGGGUUUUGGAAGGCUCCAACCCCGGAGUUACUUCACUCCCCGUAUCAGAUCAUGAUGUUGACAAGUCAGAUAAUGGAGAAGAGAAAGGCGCUGAUUACGACAGUGAAAACGAUGACGAUGUCGAUGAAAAUAAUCGAUCUUCAAUUAAGCACAGAGCGAAUUGA
Paraglomus occultum is the source of this 885-nucleotide messenger RNA. NCBI's taxonomy places the organism in Eukaryota, Fungi, Glomeromycota, Glomeromycetes, Paraglomerales, Paraglomeraceae. The record is from the annotation of a GenBank genome assembly.